This is a messenger RNA of Oncorhynchus keta (chum salmon), 2173 nucleotides long. Its product is annotated as tripartite motif-containing protein 16-like protein. The record is from RefSeq and is a predicted model, not a curated record. Gene Ontology annotation, molecular function: zinc ion binding; protein binding. The transcript is spliced from 5 exons. Lineage: Eukaryota; Metazoa; Chordata; Actinopteri; Salmoniformes; Salmonidae. Bases 1 to 1341 code for a protein of 446 amino acids.
AUGGAGACAAGCCCGUGCAUGGCCCUAAAGUCGUGCCACACCUGCCUUGUGUCCUACUGCGAGGCCCACCUCAGGCCCCACUUGGAGAACCCCAAGUUCCAGAAACACCGUCUGGUGGAGCCGCUGAGGGACAUCGAGAGACGGACCUGUGAGAUUCACAAAUGGUCCCUGGAGCUGUUCUGCUGUUCUGAUGCUGUGUGUGUCUGUCCGGACUGUGUGACAGAAGACCAUAGGGGACAUAACACUGUUCCUGUGUUAGAGGCGCGCAGAACCAUAGAGGUGACAGAGAUCCUGGAGGGAGAGGACAAGCAAGCUCUCAGACAGACCGAGGGGAUCAAGGUACACCUGGAGCAGAAGUGCACUGAGCUGAAGAAGACACAAGAGCAGUUGAAAAAGCUCUCGAAGAACAAGAACGACGUGGACUUCCUACAAGAGUACUCUAAGUGGAAGAAGGACAGCCCUGACAUUACCCUACCUGGGUUCUACAUCGGCCUUAUGGACCGGCUCAACUCCUUCAGCCGAGUAAUUGUUACCUCCACACAGGAGCUGUGUGAGAAGCUGCUGUCCAAUUACAUAGAGACACUCAAAGAGACCUGCAAAAAUGACAGGAUGGGGAUAAAAACCACAGUCCAUGAAACAAUCGCAGCAAAACAGAACAUGACUGUGCCAGACCCAAAGACGCGGGAUGACUUCCUAAAGUAUGCAGCGCCUGUGAGUUUUGACGCAGACACGGCCCAUAAGUUCCUGCGUCUGACUGAGGAAAACAGGAAGGUGACCAACACCACACCCUGGCAACACCCGUACCCCGAUGCCCUGGAGCGCUUUGAGAACUGGCGCCAGGUACUGGCCACAGAGAGCUUCUAUGUUGGUCGACACUACUUCGAGGUGGACGUGAGCGGUGAGGGCACGUACGUCGGACUCACCUACAAGAACAUCGAUCGCAAGGGCCCAAAGAACAACAGCUGCAUUACCGGCAAUGACUUCUCAUGGUGUCUACAAUGGAACGGCCGCAGCUUCUCUGCCUGGCACAGUGAUGUGGAGACUCCUCUGAAAGUGGAGAAGUUCACACGUAUUGGGGUCUAUGUGGAAUUCAGCUGUGGCCUACUGGCCUUCUAUGGGGUGGAUAAUGCUGUCGGCAUGACCCUCAUUCACAAAUACAGGGCUGACUUUCUGGAGCCUCUCUACCCAGCCUUCUGGCUGUCGAAGAAGGAGAACGUGAUAGAGCUUGUUGGACCUGGGGAGUCGCUCACACUGAAAAGCCCUUCUCCUCCUAACUCACCACCAAACACUGAUGUUGCACCCCCCAGCCGUUUCACAGUAUCUUCUGUUGUUGAUCAAUGAUUCAUUUGUCAGUGGUAAAUUUCCCCUGUCAACCCUAAAAAGUUUCAGAAUGCAAGAAGAAAUGGAAAAGGAAGUGCAUCAGCCUGCCCCAUACAUGUGCAUAUACUUGUGUAAAUAUUUCUGUUUUUAUUUUUAAUACAUUUGCAAAGAUUUCCAAAAACUGUUUUCCACUUUGUCAUUAUGGGGUAUUGUGUGUAGAUUGAUGAGGGGAAUUUUUUAUUUUAUCCAUUUCAGAAUAAGGCUGUAACGUUCCACAAUGUGGAAAAAGUUAAGGGCUCUGAAUACCUUCCGACUGCACUGUAUAUCCCAAUAAGGUGACACUAGAUUUGUAAAUUAUUUUCUAAAUAACAUUUGCCUUUGUCAAUGGUGUAUUGGAGUCAAAGUCAGGUGCAGGAGAGCAGAGUAUUAUGAACAGGUGCACUUUUAUUAAAGUUCAAAAAAUGAGAGCACUACAUAAAUAGUACAUAACACGUUCAACACGCGCUCUCACCACUGGUGUCCCCCAGGGCUCUGUUCUAGGCCCUCUCCUAUUCUCGCUAUACACCAAGUCACUUGGCUCUGUCAUAACCUCACAUGGUCUCUCCUAUCAUUGCUAUGCAGACGACACACAAUUAAUCUUCUCCUUUCCUCCUUCUGAUGACCAGGUGGUGAAUCGCAUCUCUGCAUGUCUGGCAGACAUAUCAGUGUGGAUGACGGAUCACCACCUCAAGCUGAACCUCGGCAAGACGGAGCUGCUCUUCCUCCCGGGGAAGGACUGCCCGUUCCAUGAUCUCGCCAUCACGGUUGACAACUCCAUUGUGUCCUCCUCCCAUAGCGCUAAGAACCUUGGCGU